AUGGCGCGGUCCCCAUGGCUGCUUGCCUGCAGGAGCGGCCUGAGGGCCGCGACGCGCCCCGCGCCAUUGGCCGGGCCCCGCAUUGCUUUCCAAGAUUCGUCGCUUCGGCCCUUGCAGAGACUGCUAUCCGGGGAGGCCGCCGCGGUGCCUUCUCUGGGGGCGGAGGUGGCGGGGUCGGCGACGGGGCCCAGCCCGCUGGCCGGCCUGCCUCUGAGCUUCGGCUUCAGCGCGGGGGGUCUGCUGUUCCCGUACCUGGUGGGCGCGGCGUACGCACUGAACGAGGCGGGCCUCCUUACAGAGGACACCAAGGUGGCAGGUGCAUCUGCAGGCUCCCUCAUCGCAGGAUGCUUCCACAGUGGUGUUACCAAGGAGGGUUUGAUGGAGGGCUGCCAAAGGGUGACGGUGGACUGCAGGGAGAAUGGAACCAGGGGCCGCCUGAAGGCUGUCCUCGCAGACGUCUUGGAUGAUAUCCUUCCCGACGACUGCCACACAAGAUGUUCAGGCAGAGCCUACAUCGCUGUAACCGAGGUCUACCCAAGAUACCGAGGGACUCUGCUUUCAGAAUUUCACUCACGGGCCGACCUCAUGAACAGCAUGUUGACGUCCUGUCACAUCCCCUGGUGGUUUGACAGCACUUUCUUCUCCAGUUUCCGGAAGGGGAUGUUCGCGGAUGGGGGUGCCACCAACCUCAUACCCACAGCCCCCCAGACUCGGCCUGUUCGGAUUUGCUGCUUUCCAGUGAAGGGCUGGGGGGACGGGCUCAAUGUGGACAUAGCCCCAGACACCUUCAGGGAAUGCAAGUACUCCAUGGGGCAAAUGGUGUCCUGGGCAUUUCAACCACCAGAGGCAGAUGAAAUCAUGUGGGAUCUGGCAGAAAUGGGGAAAGAGGAUGCCUUGUCAUUUGCAGCUGCUCGGCCUUUAGUCGUUGCCUCAGACUCUGGAGUGGAAGCAACCCUGACAGUGGUGUCACGGCUAAGAACGAUGUUUGCUUCGAAGACAUGA
This is a messenger RNA of Ostreobium quekettii, 1002 nucleotides long. The record is from the annotation of a GenBank genome assembly. Lineage: Eukaryota; Viridiplantae; Chlorophyta; Ulvophyceae; Bryopsidales; Ostreobiaceae.